ACCCAAAGGCCAAACUUUACACAACAUUUACGAGCCUGUCUCAAAACUCCCAAAGUACCUGUUGACUUCAUUCCUGGUUUUAUUUCGGGACGCAUAUACUUUUGUUUAUGCGUUUUCAAUAGAUUUAUUUCGCAACGCAGAGGAAGUACAAUCCUGAUCUCCAUAUUUCCUUAGUUGGAACAACUCGACGGAGUGCGAGAGAAAGGGGGAGAGCGAAAGGAAAACUUUUGCGGAAUUUAGCCACCAUUCCUCCAUUUUGAAGCGCUCGUAUUACAGUUUCCAAGUGAACUGCUUUGGAGCCAGUGAGGAAGAUGACGAGCAUUAACACUGCCAACAUCAACUUCCAAUGGGACCCCAAGAGUCUGGAGAUCCGCACCCUGGCUGUGGAGAGACUGCUGGAGCCGCUGGUCACUCAGGUCACCACCCUGGUGAACUCCAGCAACAAGGGCCCCUCCAAUAAGAAGAAGGGGCGGUCCAAGAAGGCCCACGUCCUGGCCGCCUCGGUGGAAACGGCCACCCAGAACUUCCUGGAGAAGGGCGACAACAUCGCCAAGGAGAGCCAGUUCCUGAAGGAGGAGCUGACCGCCGCCGUGGAAGACGUGCGCAAGCAAGGCGAUUCCAUGAAGACGGCGUCGACCGAGUUCGCCGAGGACCCCUGCUCCUCGGUGAAGAGGGGGAACAUGGUCCGCGCCGCACGCGCCCUGCUGUCCGCCGUCACCCACCUGCUGGUGCUCGCUGACAUGGCCGACGUCUACAGGCUGCUGCUGCAGCUGAAGCUGGUGGAGGAGAACCUGGUGAAGGUCCGUAACGCCGGGACCGAGCAGGACCUGGGCAUCCAGUACAAGGCCCUGAAGCCAGAGGUGGACAAGCUCAACAUGAUGGCGGCCAAGAGGCAGCAGGAGCUGAAGGACGUCCACCAUAAGGACCAGAUGGCGGCGGCGCGCGGCGUGCUCCAGCGGAACGUGCCCAUGCUGUACACGGCCUCCCGCGCCUGCCUGCAGCACCCCGACGUGGCGGCCUACAAGGCCAACCGGGACCUGAUCUACAAGCAGCUGCAGCACGCCGUGUCCGGCAUCUCCAACGCCGCCCAGGCCACCGCCUCCGAGGACGCCGCCCUCAACCAGGGCCCCGGCGGGGGAGAGCUGGCCUACGCCCUCAACAACUUCGACAAGCAGAUCAUCGUGGACCCGGCGAGCUUCAGCGAGGACCGCUUCCGGCCCUCCCUGGAGGAGCGUCUGGAGAGCAUCAUCAGCGGGGCGGCCCUGAUGGCCGACUCGUCCUGCACCCGCGACGACCGCAGGGAGCGCAUCGUGGCCGAGUGCAACUCUGUGCGCCAGGCCCUGCAGGACCUGCUGUCUGAGUACAUGGGCAACGCGGGCCGGAAGGACCGCAGCGACGCCCUCAACACCGCCAUCGACAGGAUGACCAAGAAGACCCGCGACCUGCGCAGACAGCUGCGUAAGGCAGUGAUGGACCACGUGUCGGACUCCUUCCUGGAGACCAACGUGCCGCUGCUGGUGCUGAUCGAGGCGGCCAAGAACGGCAACGAGAAGGAGGUGAAGGAGUACGCCCAGGUGUUCCGCGAGCACGCCAACAAGCUCAUCGAGGUGGCUAACCUAGCCUGCUCCAUCUCCAACAACGACGAAGGCGUGAAGCUGGUCCGCAUGGCUGCCUCCCAGCUGGAGACACUCUGCCCCCAGGUGAUUAACGCGGCCCUGGCCCUGGCCGCUAAGCCCAACAGUAAGGUGGCUCUGGACAACAUGGACCUGUUCAAGGACCAAUGGGAGAAGCAAGUGCACGUGCUCACCGACGCCGUCGAUGACAUCACCUCCAUCGACGACUUCCUGUGCGUUUCGGAGAACCACAUCCUGGAGGACGUGAACAAGUGCGUGAUCGCGCUGCAGGAGAAGGACGUGGACGGUCUGGACCGCACGGCCGGGGCCAUCCGCGGUCGAGCCGCCCGCGUGGUCCACGUGGUCACCUCCGAGAUGGACAACUACGAGCCCGGCGUCUACACCGAGAAGGUUCUGGAAGCCACCAAGCUCCUGACCGACACGGUGAUGCCCCGCUUCACCGAACAAGUGGAGGCUGCAGUAGAGGCCCUGAGUGCCAACCCCACCCUGCCCGUGGACGAGAACGAGUUCAUCGACGCCUCGCGGCUGGUGUACGACGGCGUGAGAGACAUCCGCAAGGCCGUGCUGAUGAUCAGGACCCCGGAGGAGCUGGACGACUCCGACUUCGAGACCGAGGACUUCGACGUCCGCAGCAGGACCAGCGUGCAGACGGAGGACGACCAGCUCAUCGUCGGGAAGAGCGCUCGGGCCAUCAUGGCUGAGCUUCCCCAGGAGGAGAAGGCGAAGAUCGCCGAGCAAGUGGCCAGCUUCCAGGAGGAGAAGAGCAAGCUGGAUGCCGAGGUGUCCAAGUGGGACGACAGCGGCAACGACAUCAUCGUGCUGGCCAAGCAGAUGUGCAUGAUCAUGAUGGAGAUGACUGACUUCACCAGGGGCAAAGGACCACUGAAGAACACGUCUGAUGUGAUCAGUGCCGCAAAGAAGAUCGCAGAGGCUGGAUCCAGAAUGGACAAACUGGGCCGUACCAUUGCUGACCAGUGCCCGGACUCCGCCUGCAAGCAGGACCUGCUGGCCUACCUGCAGCGUAUCGCCCUGUACUGCCACCAGCUCAACAUCUGCAGCAAGGUCAAGGCUGAGGUGCAGAACCUGGGAGGGGAGCUGGUCGUGUCUGGGGUUGACAGCGCCAUGUCCUUGAUCCAAGCCGCGAAGAACCUGAUGAACACGGUGGUGUCGACGGUGAAGGCCUCCUACGUGGCCUCCACCAAGUACCAGAAGUCCAUGGGCAUGCAGUCCCUCAACAUGCCCGCCAUCUCCUGGAAGAUGAAGGCCCCCGAGAAGAAGCCACUGGUCAAGCGCGAGAAGCACGACGACGGCCAGACCAACAAGGUCAAGAGGUCAUCCCAGAAGAAGCACGUCAAUCCCGUGCAAGCCCUGAGCGAGUUCAAAGCCAUGGACAGCAUCUAAGUCCCUGUCUGUCUCUCUCUCUCCCUCCUUCCCCUGGCCCCACAUCACCAACCCUUCCUCCCCAACUCUGUCCGUUGAGAAACGGCUAACUGGAAUUAAAUAUGCAUAGAAAAUGUUUUUUUUUGUUUUGAAAUUUAAAUGAAGCCUUUCUGGCUGUCAGAAAGCGUUUCCAAACAUCCCCCUCCCUCGGUAGGCAAUCUGUCCGUUUGAUUUACUGUUCAGUGCAACUUAUGUCCUACCCCCCCCCCCCCCCCUUCUUCAAAUGGCUGCACAAUCUGCAGUCUUCAUUCAAAAAUCUCUUUUGACCAUCCUGCAUAGAGAGGUUUAGAAUUAAUAGAGGAAGUGCAUUGAGAUCUGAAGUCAGGUUUUUUUUCUUCUUGUUUAUUCUCCCUGUGGAGGGGCUCAUUAUCUAAAUGUUUAAAUUAAGAGCACAUUAUUAGUUUGGGUUUUUAGUAGCUACUUUCACAUUUAUUUUCUUCGGUUUGCUUGUGUAUUUCACAUUUUAACUGUUUUAACGUGGGAGGAUUUUUGGGGUCAUGGGCCAUUGUCUGUUGUAAUUUGCACAACAGUUAAUUUGGAACACUUGCAAGCUCUGAAAUGCCUUAUUUACUUUCACAUAAUGAUUCUAGUCCCUUUUGGAGAAUGGUUAUGUAGAACUUUUGUAGCCCAAAGCCCAUUUUUCUAAAAGUAUAUUUUGUACCUAUAACAAACUUUUUAGCUGGUAGUUAUUUUUCUUGGAUAUGCAAACGGUGUACCAGCAACGCUGCAUUGCUUUUCUGGAAGAUUACAAAGUUUUAAUUGAUUUUUAUUAUUCAUUUAAUUUCUGUCAGUUUCUUUCCUUCCAGGCCUUUAACAUUUAACACUAAGUAAUGUUCAUAGUUUGCAGUUGUGUAGUUGUGUUGAGCAAAUUGAUUUGAUGCUCAUUUUUUUCUUCAGUCAGACCAUUUUAAGACGGUAAUUAACAUGAAAUGGCUGACUUUUGUCUUUACACGGCUCAAUAACCCAUACACACACCUGUUGCCGUGUCUUUUUUUAUGCUGUGAGGGAUCAAGUUGAAACAGUUGGGAGAAUGCCUUAAAAUGAUCCACUCUUCACAAAGCUGAGGAUCCUUGUAGGUCCACUGAUUACUCUUCCCAAAGGAGAGAUCCUUACAGAUCCCCUCUGAUCACGAUUCCCAUAGGAGAGGUUCCUUAAAGGUCCACUCUGAUUACUAUUCCCAAAGGAGGAUCCUCGCAGAUCCCAAUCUGAACACUAUUCCCAAAGGAGUGGAUCAUUACAGAUCCCCUCUGAUCACCAUUCCCUUGCAGAGGGUCUUUAAAUGAUCCCCCAAGGUCAGGGAGGAUCCUGUAAUGAUGAUCUCCGCCCAUAUGGUCCCCACAGGCUUCCGCUCAGGUGGGCAGAGCUAAUUACACCAUCAACAUUUCCGCACACUGCCAUGAUGUGGUUUGAUGGUGACAAUCCAGCUUGGUGACUUAUUUUAUUUUUAAAAAGAAUCACACCUAGCAAGCCAUUGGGCUAUCUCGAAGCACACGUGUGCUUUUUGUAUUUAUUCUUCAAUUGAAAUCUCAGCAUUAGAGAAGUAAUCUCAUUGUCUUGGGCUCGUGUUGGGUGGGGGGCAGGUGGGGGGCAGGGUGCUUGUGUGGUUGAAGUGCAGUGGGUUUUCCAAGUGUGUUGUGUUUUUUUUCCCCCUGGAAAUAGAAUGUUGCUUUGUGCAGAAACUGAGUUAUUGAGGAAGUUUGACGGCCUUUGACCGUUUCCAAGAGCAGAGUAAACCGGAAGUACUGUGGACCGAGUCAGGGAGUCGUGCGUGAGUUAAAUGUGCAGACGGACGUUAAUGCCACCUCUAGCCCCGUCUGAAACGCACUGGCUCCUUUUAUGACCAAAAACGGUGAUCCUGUGGGUGAUCGCAAAGUUCCUGACAGAAGUGGCCAAGGAAAUCCCCCCCCCCAACCAUGUAGUUUUGUCUUUGGUGCACAUUAUAGUGCGUUUUGGAAAUGGGUUGCGCACCUCAUUUUUAUGUCUCCUUCCCCUUUAAGCGAGAUCUGGAACAACAGUGUACUUUGUAGGGAAAUGUUUUGUGAGAUUCUGGUUUUUUUUUUGUUUUUGUUUUUUACUUUUUUUUUUGUUUUUUUUCUGCACACUCUUAUGCCUCAGUUUUAUGUAUUAAAUGAAUAAAUCAAAAUGAAUAAA
Molecule: messenger RNA, 5225 nt
Organism: Conger conger (European conger)
Lineage: Eukaryota; Metazoa; Chordata; Actinopteri; Anguilliformes; Congridae
Gene: ctnna1
Product: catenin (cadherin-associated protein), alpha 1
Exons: 18
Coding region: 312-3035 (907 amino acids)
Biological process (GO): cell migration; cell-cell adhesion
Cellular component (GO): actin cytoskeleton; adherens junction; catenin complex
Molecular function (GO): beta-catenin binding; structural molecule activity; cadherin binding
Source: RefSeq, a predicted model, not a curated record